Molecule: messenger RNA, 1209 nt
Organism: Rhodotorula graminis WP1
Lineage: Eukaryota; Fungi; Basidiomycota; Microbotryomycetes; Sporidiobolales; Sporidiobolaceae
Exons: 12
Coding region: 1-1209 (402 amino acids)
Molecular function (GO): zinc ion binding; 5-methyltetrahydropteroyltriglutamate-homocysteine S-methyltransferase activity
Source: RefSeq, a predicted model, not a curated record
AUGGCCGCCGCUUCCGCUGCCCCUCCUUGCUGCCCGCCUUUCCGCGCCGACCACAUCGGCUCGCUCAAGCGCCCCGACGCGCUCCUCGCCAAGCGCAACGAGUUCCACGAGGGCAAGUGCACCCGUGAGGAGCUCAAGGCCGUCGAGGACCAGGCCAUCAAGGACGAGGUCAAGCGUCAGCUCGACGUCGGCAUCAAGGCCGUCACCGACGGCGAGUUCCGCCGCCACAUGUUCUGGGAUGGGUUCCACAACAACUUGCAGGGUAUGGAGGUCAUCCAGAACCCGGGUCGCGAGCUCUUCAAGAUGUACGUUCCCGACAUCAAGGCUUUUUUCGAGUCGCACGCCUCGCGCCCGGGCGACACGAUGAUCUGCACUGGCAAGCUCAUCCGCAACAAGCCCAUGUACCGCCCCGAGUUCGAGUACACCGCGUCGCUCGUCAAGCCCGAGGAGGUCAAGAACGUCAAGAUCACCCUCGCCGCUCCCGAGUGGUACCACCUCCGCCACGGCGAGCACGCCUACAACAAGGACAUCUACCCGUCCGAGGUCGAGUACUUUGCGGACCUCGCCAAGGCGUACCGCGAGGAGCUCGCCGACCUGUACGACGCCGGCUGCCGCAACGUCCAGUUUGACGACCCGCUCCUCGCCUACUUUUGUGCCACGUCGAUGCUCGAGGGCAUGAAGGCCGAGGGCCAGGACCCGGCCGUCGUCCUCGACCAGUACAUCAAGCUCUACAACGACUGCGUGCGCGACGUCCCGUCCGACAUGGUCAUCGGCCUGCACCUGUGCCGCGGCAACUUUAAGGACGGCAUGCACUUUUCCGAGGGCGGCUACGAGCACAUCUCGAAGAAGCUCUUCAACGAGCUCAACGCCAACGUGUACUACCUCGAGUACGACACUGAGCGCGCCGGCGGCUUCGAGCCCCUCGCCGACCUCCCGAAGAACAAGACCGUCGUCCUCGGCCUCGUGACGUCCAAGUUCCCGCAGAUGGAGAAGAAGGAGGACCUCGUCAAGCGCAUCAACGAGGCCGCCGACAUUGUCGCCAAGGGCUCGAACCAGACCCGCGAGGAGGCCCUCAAGCGUCUCUGUUUGUCGGCGCACAUGUGUGGAUGGGCCAGCCAUGCCGAGGGGAACCCGGUGACGCGCGAGAACGUCAUCGACAAGCUCGCCCUAAUCGUGUCGACGGCCAAGGCCGUGUGGGGAGACGCCUAA